GGUGAGCGUCUCCACAGUUGUUCCUGUAUCACAGUCAGUUAGCAAGAGGGAUCCCCGUAUGUAAUAUGGCGUCGUAAUGUUACAAUUUUGAAGGGACCGAUUUGCUGGCUGGUUUUCUGCUGGAUUUCUUGAACCUACUCCUCCCUGAGACGUUUUCCUCCUAGUAUUGCAUUAAUGGUAAUGCAUGCAAGGAAACUAUCACGUAUUAGCGAUGGGUUCAUCGAGAAGCACCAGGCCCACAGCUACGAGAAUUCUAAAUACAGCAGCAAGUACCGGUAUAGUAACCAUGAGAAAAGCAGGGAUUCACCCUCAACAAAUUCCCUACGAUCCUCGUCACCAGAUUCCAGGUCACAGUCACCACGCUACCACAAAGCAAGCUACUAUAAGGUCCGUGAGAAGGAGAGGGAGAGGGACCGUGACAACAGAGAUCGUGAAAGGGACCGUGAUAGGGACAGGGAUCGUGACAGAGAUCGGGAACGAGAUCGUGAGAGAGAAAGAGACAGAGAUCGGGACUACCAUUACAGGGAUAGAGAUGACAGUAGGUCACCUAAAGACCGACGAAGAGAGGUACGAGACCGUGAUAGGGACCGAGAACGCGACAGGGAUAGCCGAGGAAAUCACGACCGCAUUAAUUCAGUUCACAAGAAAGAAGAGAAAGAACGUUUGGCGAGGGUGGGCGACUGGUCGGAACAUGUGAGUUCUUCAGGGAAGAAAUACUACUAUAAUUGCCGCACUGAGGUUUCUCAAUGGGAAAAGCCCCCAGAGUGGUUAGAAUGGGAGCGUACACGUGCCAAGGAAACCUCCAAUAGGUCACAUGACAAGAGUUCAACUCGGCAAGAUAAACAUUCCAAUAUGGGAGAGAGUUAUCGGGAAGGACGGGACAUCAGGGAUGGUGAACGAGACAGAAAUGAUAGAGAUAGGAGAGAAAUGUAUCGAAAUGAUAUCUACGAUAGAAGAGAUUCUAGAAAAUAUGGUCAAGAGGUUGGUGCAGCAGAUAGGAAAUUUCUUCAAGGUGAAGUACUCCUACAUCAGAAACACCCACAACACCAGGAGCUAGUGUGA
Messenger RNA from Cherax quadricarinatus, 1062 nucleotides. Lineage: Eukaryota; Metazoa; Arthropoda; Malacostraca; Decapoda; Parastacidae. The record is from RefSeq and is a predicted model, not a curated record.